AUGGGUGACCUUGGCGUUGACCUUGAGGACCUGAAGGAGAACAGGUUUGCGCACCUUCUGAAGCCCAUCCGUGACCUGCAAGAUAGCUUUAACGUUAACUUAGCACAUGAACUUGAAGAAUACCUGGAACAGCUCGAAAAUGCGCAGUUCGCCUUCGAGGGCGCCCGGCACGUCAUGGUGGACUUUGCCGAGGCAGCCCUCGUCAUCCAGGCCAGCACCAUGGUGUUCUCGAAAAAGGUGGAACAUCUAUACAACCUGACAUACCAAGCCAUCGAGGCGGUCAAAGGGCGGAGACGGCAACCUGGCCAGGGUGAACUACCCGAUGGGGACAACCCUACACAGCAAGCAGCAGGCCCACGGGGGCGCGCUGCGCGCGUUGCCCAUGAGUACGAGGAGGACACCUUGGAGAACGUUUGGAUUACGGAACCCUUCCUGGAAGAAGCCGAUGACAUCGACCUGGCGCACGGCGACGACGUAAUGCCCACUGCUGGCGCUUCCAUACGCCCGCCCGCCCUACUACUAGCUUUGGAUGAUCACGGACAGGGAGCCGCGAGCACUGGCGGCAAGGGCGACGGUGACUCUGGCGUGUACCGGCUGCAGCAGUGCUUUGUGCACUGCUCCGGGGCAUUGCUUCUCGACCCACGUGACGGCGAUCUGUAUGAUAUCAAGCUCAGAUUCAUUGGGCUCCAACCCAAGCACGAUAAAGGCCUGGAGCAGCUGAUUGACGCGCACCGAUGGGAGCAACCCACCCAGCGGAUGCAGCAGCCAGCCACACAGCCUCACAUGCCCGGCCCUGCGGCGCAGCAACCGGCGGUUGCGGCAGCGCCGGGGCAAGACCUGGGCGUGGCCAUGGAUGUAGACCCAGGGCCGGUCGCGGACUACAAUGACGAUGACGAUGGGG
Molecule: messenger RNA, 901 nt
Organism: Volvox carteri f. nagariensis
Lineage: Eukaryota; Viridiplantae; Chlorophyta; Chlorophyceae; Chlamydomonadales; Volvocaceae
Exons: 2
Biological process (GO): meiotic chromosome condensation; mitotic sister chromatid separation
Cellular component (GO): nucleus; condensin complex
Molecular function (GO): chromatin binding
Source: RefSeq, a predicted model, not a curated record